GAAUGCCGAGAAAUCGCUCCUGGAGAUCUCCUCCCUCCAGCAGACGCUUGUGUCGCAUCUGUCGACGCAGGAGGAGUAUAUCGAGCAGCUGGUCAUGGAUGCGUCGACAACGACGUCGAACAUUGGGCAGGGGAACAAGGAGCUGAAGCGCGCGACGCAGCAGCGCAGUACGGCGCAGGCGGUGUUUUGGGGGACGGUGGGAUUGUCAUGGCAUUACCGGACAUAUUACUACGAUACCAUUCUAACCAUAUACACCAUUGGACCAUAA
This is a messenger RNA of Aspergillus thermomutatus, 268 nucleotides long. Its product is annotated as putative SNARE protein (Ufe1). Gene Ontology annotation, biological process: retrograde vesicle-mediated transport, Golgi to endoplasmic reticulum. NCBI's taxonomy places the organism in Eukaryota, Fungi, Ascomycota, Eurotiomycetes, Eurotiales, Aspergillaceae. Gene Ontology annotation, cellular component: SNARE complex; endoplasmic reticulum. The record is from RefSeq and is a predicted model, not a curated record. The transcript has 2 exons. The annotation marks the transcript as partial.